AAUUCUUCAGUUUCUUUUAGUGGUUUGACCGUGUACUUAAAUAUAAUUAAUAGCAAUGAAAUUAUUUAUUUGCUUGAGUAUAAUUUUUUAUUUAACCGAAAAAAGUUUUUGUUGGCGCGUAGGUGAAAUAAAAUACUGGCUUCCGAACUUGGAUUGGGCAACACCAAGCAAUUGGGUGAAUGAUAUUAAACCAGAUGUAAAUAGUCGAGUUGUAUUUCCUUUAGAGAUUCAUCACUCAGUUGGACUUCCGUCAAAUUCACUUUUACAGCUUGCGGGCAUUGAAUUACCGCGCGAUGGAUCUAUUUUACUUUCCCGCAACGGUAAUUUAGAGUUAAGUGUCAGUGAAAAAAAUAAUAAAGAUAAUAAAAUUUCAACAUGGAAAUUAAAAGGGCCAUUUUAUUGGGUUGAUCCUGAUAAUUGGAGUAAUUCAAAUAAAGCGAUACCACAUUUUGAAAGAGUUCCUUGUUCAAUGGAUACUGUUGUAUUGCCAGAUAUAAAUCAUUCAUUAAGUAUAAGAUUUCCCAAUGUUAAUGUCAAAGUUAAGGAAAUUAAAACAUCCGAUGAUGAGACAAUUGAUGAAUGGCGUUGGCACACAUUGAUGAGUGGCAGAGAGUUUCAAAAUAGUCCACACACUGUUGGUUAUAGCGGCUUGCAAUAUUGUGAAACAGAAUGUAUUUGUAAACCAGACAAUGCUGAAGAACUAUUGAAUGAAAUUUGCAUAAUUGAAACCCCGAGAUGUGAAAAGCGUGCAUGUGAAUUUCCAUUACCGUUAGAAGAUCACUGCUGUGAUUACUGCGGGGGUCGAGUUUCAGUCUCCAGUAAAAAAAUUUCCAUAUCAAAACUUGGAGAAAUAGCACAGGAGGCAUUCAAAAAUAAUAAAGAAAUUUAUUGGCAUGCUCGACUAACUCUAAAUAGUAAAGAGGUUGAGAUUCUUCUUGCUGAGAGGGGAAUUUAUUCGGGAAUAAAAAGCCAAGAAGCCAUUGAUAAGCUCGUUGGACUCUUGAUGGUUAAAGGAAUCCCAGUGGUAAAAGCAAUGGGUACUGGAGCACCAUUAACAGGUUCAGCAUUUGCAAAUACACUGGGACCAAUGUUUGGAAUUCCAAUAGUUAUUUUAAUAAUUAUUUUUCUUGCACUUCCGUACUUUGGAUACUCAUACACCCAAGUUUUAUCAAUUUGGCGAGAAGCGUAUGGGUCAGUACGUGAUGGAAUACGACCAGACGAUGGAUUUGCGCGGUUUGAAAAUUUACUUGAGGGUGAUGUACAGCUAUCUGGACCAAAUAUUUCAGACAAUGAAGAUGAACAAGACAAUAGUGCUGGUGGUAGUAGUGUAGGAGAAGGAGGAGGUAAACGCUUUGAAAAUCCAUUGUAUAGAUCAACAAGAAAAUCCACUGAGCAAAAGGAUUUACAAGAUGAUACUCAAAGCAUUAUCAAUAUUGAUAUUCCAGUAAGCUUAACUCAGUUAAAAAAUAAAGUUUAUUCAUCUGAAAAUCCUACCGUCGACUCGGAUUAAUUUAUAAUUCAAUAGCUAAAAUAUAUAGAUAGACAGAUAUAUUUUACUAUCAAUGUCACGCGAUCUUAUUAAAAGAGAAAGAGAAAGAGAAGAGAAUGAAAGAUAGGAAAUAUCGAAAACAGCAAAUAGGAAAUUUGAUAACUUGGGAUAAAUCGUAAACUUGAUAAAUAAUUAUUAAAAUAAAUUGAUUGAAAAAUAUUAAAAAAUAUUAUUAAUGACUAGCUAAAUAAUAAUUAUAAAAAUAUUAACAAUAAAUUAUCGUAAUUUUUUAAAGAAUGAAAAAUCUUGUUGCUUUGGCGUAAUAGUAUCAUUACGACCAGUAUUUAAGUACUUGGAGUUAUUCCAGGUACGUGAAUUAGAAGGUACAUUGAGAAAGUCAAGAAGGUGACAAGUUAAUCUCGGAAUAAUUGGCAUCAAAAUUAAUGAACCCACUCUAGCAGAUUCAAGACCAAGAGCUAAUACGGCUUUUAGUUUUUGUUGAGCUUCUAAAUUAUCAGUUUCUUUAGCUAAUGCCCAAGGUUUGUGGUAAUCAAUCAUUUUGUUUGCUGCAAAUAGUGUUUGCAUCACGACAUUAACAACAUGAUGCAAAUUAAAAUCAUUAUAAUGAUUUUGAGCCGCCAAAGUUACUGAUUCAAGACUCUCUACUAGUUUUAGUGCUUCAUUAGAAUUUAAUAUAUCUGAAUGACUCUUACAAGGCUCGGGAAUUAUUUUAUCCGGAUUUAAUGCUUUUCCCAUACAUCUACUUACUAAAUUUC
Molecule: messenger RNA, 2265 nt
Organism: Microplitis mediator
Lineage: Eukaryota; Metazoa; Arthropoda; Insecta; Hymenoptera; Braconidae
Product: protein amnionless-like
Exons: 6
Coding region: 56-1510 (484 amino acids)
Biological process (GO): receptor-mediated endocytosis; intracellular protein localization
Cellular component (GO): apical plasma membrane; endocytic vesicle
Source: RefSeq, a predicted model, not a curated record